Messenger RNA from Fraxinus pennsylvanica, 1713 nucleotides. The record is from the annotation of a GenBank genome assembly. Lineage: Eukaryota; Viridiplantae; Streptophyta; Magnoliopsida; Lamiales; Oleaceae.
AUGUCGUCCGGAAGCAGAGGGACAUGGGUUUUAAUGUUUCUGGUGAUUAUUUCAAGCAUGUUUAUCUACAACUCCGUGUCGAAACUGGACCCUUAUUCAGUUAAGAAGAAACGUAUGAGUGAGAAAGUUCGCAAGAUGUUUUACCAUGCUUAUGACAACUACAUAAUGCAUGCUUUCCCACACGAUGAAUUAAAGCCUCUAACAAAAACUUACACAGAUUCUCUUAGUGAACUUGGAAAUUUGAAGCUUGAGCAUCUACCACAGGAGUAUAAUGGAUCUGCCCUCUCGCUUAUUGAAUCACUAUCCAGCCUAGUAAUCUUGGGUAAUCACACUGAGUUUGCAAGGGCAGUUCUUUGGCUAUCUGAAAAUCUGACAUUUGAUGUUGACGCGAGGAUAAAUCUUUUCGAGUGCAACAUAAGAGUACUUGGAGGGCUUGUUUCUGCUCAUAUUCUUGCAACUGAUUCUACAAACAGAUUGAAGAAAGGAACUUAUGAAAAUCAGCUUCUAGAUCUUGCUGAGGAUUUGGGGCAACGGUUUUUACCUGCUUUUGAUACCCCCACUGGUCUGCCUUAUGCAUGGAUCAAUUUGAAGUAUGGAGUGAUGGAGAACGAGAUAACCGAAACAAGCACAUCUGGUUGUGGUUCUCUGAUUCUUGAAAUGGGGGCAUUGUCACGCUUAACCAGCGACCCAAGAUUUGAAAAUGCUGCUUUACGUGCUCUUCGUAAGUUAUGGAGCAUGAGGAGUUCAUUGAAUCUUUUGGGAACUACACUGGAUGUAGAAACUGGGGAAUGGAUAGAGCACUCAUCUGGAAUCGGGGCUGGGGUUGAUUCGUUUUAUGAGUAUCUAAUUAAAGGUCACAUUCUAUUCGGAAGAGAAGAGUUCUGGAGGAUGUUUCAGUUGGCUUACCUUGCUGUGCAAAAACAUUUUAGACAUGGCCCAUGGUACCAUGAAGCUGACAUGAGGACAGGAAGAGCAACAUUUUGGCAACUUACAAGCCUUCAGGCAUUUUGGCCUGGCCUGCAGGUUCUUGUUGGGGACAUUGCAGCUGCUAACUCAUCACACCGUGAAUUUGUUCAUGUAUGGAAUAAAUUUGGAGUACUUCCUGAGAGGUACCUCCUUGAUCAUCAGAUGCUGCAUCCUACAGAAAAGUACUAUCCUUUACGCCCAGAGUUGGCAGAGUCAACAUUUUACCUAUAUCAAGCAACCAAAGAUCCAUGGUAUUUAGAGGUUGGCGAGUCAAUUGUGGACUCUCUCAAUUUAUAUACACGAGUCGAAGGUGGUUAUGCGAGCAUUCGAGAUGUGACAAAUAUGGAGUUGGAAGAUCAUCAGCAUAGUUUCUUCCUCUCUGAAACGUGCAAGUACCUGUAUCUUCUCUUCAACGAUUCAUUCUUGGCCAAUCAAAACUACAUAUUCACAACUGAAGGUCACCCACUGCCUGUUUUAAGCUCUUGGCACGAGAAGCUUCCCGAGGCUUAUAUUCUUAGUAACUUUACAUCCAUUAAGAGUGAAGAGCAACCAAAACGAUCUAGUGCAAUGUCAUUGCAAAUCUGUCCUGAUGCUAAGAAUGAGUCAGUCGAGAGUGCUUGUCAUAUCGCGGACACUAGUGCUGAUCAUAGAUGUUUUGCGGAUGAGGACUGUGGUGUUGAUUCGACCACAUGUAGACGAAGGUCGUGCAGUAUGGCUGGCUAUUGUGGUCUAUGGUUGUUAAUAUGA